Molecule: messenger RNA, 3144 nt
Organism: Brassica napus (rape)
Lineage: Eukaryota; Viridiplantae; Streptophyta; Magnoliopsida; Brassicales; Brassicaceae
Exons: 6
Coding region: 1-3144 (1047 amino acids)
Source: RefSeq, a predicted model, not a curated record
AUGACGUUUGUUUAUGGUGACCCUGUUUUGGAAAGACGAGAUCAAGUUUGGGAACGUCUUACGCGUUUCUCAACAACUAGAACUGGACCUUGGUUCAUGAUUGGAGAUUUCAAUGAAAUCACGGGUCACAAUGAGAAGGAAGGAGGGAGACAGCGUUCUGAUAGCUCGUUCCUACCUUUUAAGCAAAUGCUUGCAGACUGUGGGAUGUUAGAGUUUCCUUUUACAGGGGACAUGCUUUCAUGGGUAGGGAAGAGAGCAGGACGUUUCCCACACUCUAAUGCCAAGUACUUGAGAUUAUGGGGAUCGGACCAUCGUCCGAUUCUUGCUGAGAUACUGACAAAGCCAACGAGAAGAUCAAAGAAAUUCAAAUUUGAUAGGAGAUGGCUAGACAAUAAAGAACUGAGGCAAGUCAUUCUUGAGGGAUGGAAAUCUCCUGAUCUACCCCCCAAUGCGACUAUAAUGGAACAUAUCUCUAGUUGUCGAAAAGCCUUGAGUGAAUGGAGGAAACAACACAAUAUCAACUCGGCAAAGCUAGUGGAGGAGUUAAAGGAGAAAGUUGAGGGUUUAUAUGCAGACGACAAUGCGACGACGGAGGAAAUUGCAGCAGCGUUGAAGGAACUCUCAGAUGCUCUUAAGGCAGAAGAAAUGUUCUGGAAACAGAAAAGUAGAGUGUUUUGGCUGCGAGAGGGAGAUAAAAAUACCAAAUUUUUCCAUGCCUUAACGAAGCAAAGGAGAGCAAGGAACAAAAUCACGCAGCUUCGGGAUGUUGAUGGUAACAUAGUUGAGGAUGAGAAAGGCCUGGUAGCCAUUGCUACUAGCUAUUUUCGGCAAAUCUUCGAAACAUCUACACCAGAAGACAUUGAAGAGGCGCUAUCUGAAGUUCCUACGACGAUCACAGAAUCAAUGAAUGACAGCCUCACAACUCCUGUUUCUGAAUGGGAGGUUAAAUUAGCUCUCUUUGCUAUGCAUCCAGAUAAGGCGCCGGGACCAGAUGGGAUGACUGCACUUUUUUACCAACAGUUUUGGGAUAUAGUCAAGCACGAUUUAACUCUUAUGGUAAAUAAAUUCCUGUUUGAAGGACAUAUAGCCAAUGGUCUGAAUGAUACAAACAUAUGCCUUAUCCCGAAAACAACUAAGCCUAAUGAAAUGGCUCAGUUUCUACCCAUAAGCUUGUGCAAUAUUAGCUACAAGAUCGUCUCGAAGGUCUUAUGCCAGAGACUAAAGAAAGUCUUGCCAGGAUUGAUAUCAGAAACCCAGUCGGCCUUUGUUGCUGGAAGACAGAUUUCAGAUAAUAUCAUGAUUGCUCAAGAGAUGUUUCAUGCCCUACGGACUAAACAGAGUGGACGUAAUAAGAGGAUGGCCAUCAAGACGGAUAUGAGUAAGGCAUACGAUAGGAUGGAAUGGUCGUUUAUCGAAGCUGUGAUGCGUAAGAUGGGAUUCUCUGAGACAUGGAUCACCUGGAUUAUGAGGUGCAUUACGUCGGUCAAAUACAAAGUUCUCAUGAAUGGGCAGCCAAGAGGGAAUAUUGUUCCAGGUAGAGAGAACCAAGGGAAUAUAACGGGGAUGCGUAUUACACGUGCAUGUCCUUCGGCGGAGCCCCGUGAAUGUGAGGAAGUAAUGAAAGUAUUCAGGAAAUAUGGUAAAGCAUCUGGCCAAUGUAUAAACUUUGACAAGUCUUCCUUACUCUUUGGUAAGAGGAUUAAUGCAGCCACCCGGCAAGAGGAUAAUCUGAUGCAUAGAGUCAAUGGAUGGACUGGUCGAUGGCUCUCAAAGGCGGGAAAGGAAGUAAUGAUCAAAUCCAUUUUACUCGCUCUUCCAACAUACAUUAUGUCGACGUUUCUGCUCCCAUUGGAGAUUUGUGAAAACCUCGCUAGUGCCAUUGCACAAUUUUGGUGGAGCUCGAAUCCACCAAAAAGAGGAAUACACUGGGCGAAAUGGGAAAAGGUUUGUUUACCAAAAGAGGAGGGCGGUAUUGGUUUUUGUUUAAUUCAUGAGUUCAAUCUAGCACUACUGGCAAAGCAAUUAUGGAGACUGGUCCAAUACCCUGAUUCACUGGUUGCCCGAGUAUUAAGGGGGAGAUAUUAUAGGAUGACCACGCCAUUGAGAGCGAUCUCUACUAGCAGCCCAUCAUAUGUGUGGACAAGCAUCUCCGCAGCAAGGAAGCUUUUACUGCUAGGUAUCGGACAGAAGAUUCACUCUGGCUAUGAUGUCAGGGUGUGGGAGGAUCUGUGGAUUCCAACAACACCUGCUAGACCAGCUAGACCUAUAGCGCCUGUGAUGCACCUAAACAUGAGGAUCAGUGACAUCAUUAAUCAGGAAUCAAAGGAGUGGGAUGUAGGACUACUAGAUGAUUAUGUUCAUCCUGAUGAUAUACCACUCAUUAGCAGCAUGGCCAUAAGUUCUACUCAUCGCCGAGAUACUUUCUGCUGGAACUACACGAGGAAUGGCCAAUACACAGUCAAAUCUGGAUGCUGGGUUGCUCAGAACCUGUUGAAGCAAGGAGAGGAAAAGGAAAUACUAGAGCCAAGUAUCACUAAACUUCAAGCCUUUGCUUUGAAGUUACCAUCGCCAAGGAAGAUGUGCCAUCUUAUAUGGCAAUUGAUAACGGGACAGGUAGCAGUAACGAGGAAUCUAGUAAGGCGUAAUAUGAGGUGCGAUAAUUAUUGCCCAAGGUGUGGGGAAAUAGAGGAAUCUGUAACUCAUGCAAUAUUUGAAUGCCCUCCAGCCCUGCAAGUAUGGUCUUUAUCGGCAACUCCUACAAGUCCAGGUUUAUUCCCAGUGGCAAGCGUUUACACAAACAUGGACUAUCUUUUCUGGAGGAAGAAUAAUAUCAUUGCACCAGACCAAGGCAGGGAUCCUUAUCCCUGGAUAAUAUGGUAUAUUUGGAAGGCUCGCAAUGAUAAGCUUUUCAGGGGUAUAGACAGAGACCCUUUGGAACUCGUUCGAUAUGCAGAGAGUGAAUGUCAGACCCUGUUUAACGCGAAUGAGACGAAACCACCACACGUCCAGGCUACCAAUAAUGAUGCAAACCAAGUCUUAAGCUUGGUGGAUGUGGAUGAGUCUGGAUGGAUAGUAGGGAGGACAUACAACUUAUGGGAACACGAAACUUCACUCGAUGUGAAUCAGCGCUGCAUUCGGAGGUAG